This is a messenger RNA of Pseudoliparis swirei, 1724 nucleotides long. It is a transcript of the gene rwdd2b, whose product is annotated as RWD domain containing 2B. The coding region runs from base 152 to 1054 and encodes 300 amino acids. The transcript is spliced from 4 exons. Gene Ontology annotation, molecular function: protein binding. Lineage: Eukaryota; Metazoa; Chordata; Actinopteri; Perciformes; Liparidae. The record is from RefSeq and is a predicted model, not a curated record.
AGGACAUGCAAUGCAGACGUUGUCCAGGUGUUUAGCUGGUCUGUGUUCAGCUCCUCGUGUAUAGAAGUCAUAUACAUAUAUGUGUUGACUUUUUGAUCAUUGACAGGACUUGAAUGUGGAGAAAUAACGCCAUUUUAAAGCCUUUAUCAGUAUGUCUUGUUCAGAGUGGGCUGAGUCCCAGCUUGCAGAGAUAGAGCUGCUGACCAGCAUGUUUCCCACCCAGGACGAGCUGGAGAUCACAGACCAGCUGGCACUAGCUGAGCUCAGGGACUAUGUGGAGAGCUCAGCUUCAACAGACAGCUCUCCUUCUUCCAGACCUCAGUUUUUCAUCAAACAGAAGCUUGACACUGCAGGCAUGGAGAGGACAGAUGUCGUUUUUUCCUGUGCUUAUCCAUCCGAAUAUCCCAGUGUGUUACCAGAGAUAACAGUCCGGUGUGCCGGUCUCAGCAGGGCCCAGCAAACACAGCUCCACACAGAUCUUAAUGCAUACUUAAUGGGAAACUGCCAGGGGGAAGUAUGUGUGCUCUCCGCUGUAGACUGGGUGAAAGACAACCUGCAGCUUUUCAUUAAUAAGAGCUUAUCAGCAUCAACGGCUUCCAAGAAAGAGUCUUCCUCUCCACGACCACAGGAAGUGUUCAGUCGAAUUUGGAUUUACAGUCACCACAUCUACAACAAGACGAAAAGGAAGAACAUCUUGGAGUGGUCCAAGGAGCUUGGCCUGUCUGGAUUUAGCAUGCCUGGGAAGCCUGGUAUUGUGUGUGUGGAAGGUCUUCAUUCUGCCUGCGAGGAGUUCUGGUCCAGAGUGAAGGUUCUGACAUGGAAGAAGAUCAUGAUUCGACAUAGAGAGGAUAUUCCCCUUGAUCGUCAGGGCGAGGACAGCGGGGCUGUUGGAAGUACAGACUCCCUGCGCAAAUUCACUGGCUUUGAAGAGGCCAUGUUUGACCCCCACGGGAACCGAGGUAAUCACAUGGACCUUGGGAAGCUCUACCAGUUCUUGAAUGAGAAAGGCUGUUGUGACGUCUUUCAGAUAUAUUUUGGCAUUGAAGGAAAGUAGUGUUUAGAUCUAGGUAGAAUAUAAAUGCAUACUGGUGCCUUGUCAUUGAAGUUACUUCUAAAGUAUUUACUUAACAAUUUAUGAAUUGCUUUUUUUGUUUCUUUAAUUUUCACAUACCAGCACACUAAAACGAUUGUAAGCUUGCCUGGAAAAACUGAAAUAACUCAAUAAGCUUUUCAUAGAUGUUGCUCAGCCGUUACACCUGGGACUUCAUUGGGAUAAAAGGCAAAACGAAUAUUUUGGCAAUUUCGAGAAACUUAAACAUAUUUUUAGCUAAGAGGCAUGUUUUUCAAAGAGCAUUAACAAAAGAUGUUUAUCUGAGAGGUUUCUUGAGGACCUCAGUUAUAUUUGCAAUUUUAAUACUCCUUCAAGAUCAAACCUUGCCCAAGGUUUUUCUUUCCUCAAAUGACACCAGCUUGUAUUACUUCCAGGCUAUUAGAGGAUUUUCAUGUCUGAUACCACAUUAAUAAUUGGACAACCUCGUCAACAAGAUGCUGAAUAUCUGUUUAUUAAAUCAGAUUUUUUUUCUUGUGAAUUAUAGAUAACAUAACCGUGGAAAGUCUCUUUCCAAUUUUCUUUGAACGAUUUGUUCUUGGAUAAAUUGUGCAUAAUUGUGGAUUACACUUUGGUCAUUAAAAUGUGUUGUUAUUAAAGAUGAAUCUAAUUUUCA